CUUUGUUCAUAAAACGCAAAGGCGAAUUCGAUGGGGGAUUAUGUGGGUGUGGGGACUGAUUUACCAGAUUGGAGAAAUAUAGUGAUACCUGUAGAAUUGCGAUACAAGGAUGACGGUGAUGUUCCUGGGGAACAUUAUUAUCCGCAUAUAAGACGCCCUAAGGAUGAAGAUUCUACGAUCUCAGCGGAGGAUGAGUAUCUCCUCAUGAAGAAACAAGUCCAAGAUUCCAAGGGUUUUGACAUCGAUUUCACCAAGUUCCGCUGCAUUUUCAAUUACAAACCCGUUAAUCUUGAUGACAACCAGUAUGCUUUGGAACCAGAAACCACCAGAGAGUUCAUGGCCAGGCUAUCUAUGGAGUCCCUAGAGGGAUUCAAUGAAAUAAAUAGUACAAAUUAUGUGUUUGUCAAGGUUAUCAAAGCCAAUUUUCACUUCUCUGCUGGCAUCAUGUUUUACAUUACCUUUCAAGGUAAGCUACUAUCCGAUUAUGUCUUAAAACAGUUCCAAACUAAGGUAAUUUGCUAUUGCGCUGAACCCGAUUUUAUCUCAUGCGAACUCAAACCUGAGAAAAGAGUCCACUCCAUUGAGGCUGCAGAUAAAGAAGAUCCCAAGAAACCGAGAUUGACUGACACUGGAGCCAUCUAAUAUCUAUUACUGGAUCAGACGCAAGCACUCUUGUGAUAAAUUGACCGAGUCGAUGUUAUGAUGUAAUGACACUUGCUACUACUACUUUUGCUACCAAUCUAAGACAAACCGAAUCUCUUAACCAAGUUGAUUAGCAGGCCAA
Messenger RNA from Camelina sativa (false flax), 784 nucleotides. RefSeq names its product Cystatin/monellin superfamily protein. Lineage: Eukaryota; Viridiplantae; Streptophyta; Magnoliopsida; Brassicales; Brassicaceae. The record is from RefSeq and is a predicted model, not a curated record.